Molecule: messenger RNA, 2808 nt
Organism: Giardia duodenalis
Lineage: Eukaryota; Fornicata; Diplomonadida; Hexamitidae
Exons: 1
Coding region: 1-2808 (935 amino acids)
Source: RefSeq, a predicted model, not a curated record
AUGUCAAGUAGACUUUUAGCACGCACACGGCCAAGGCUUACGAACACUCCAUCCCUCAGCGAAUCUUCAGAUCCUGUGGUAGCAUCUGUUGUGCACACAAUUUCCUUAUCAGGCCAACCGACAAGUCCAGAACCCGAUCUACAUGACAUCCAUAGUUCUCCCACAACAACCCUCUCUGAUCUAAUUUCAAGACGGAUACAGGCAGAUCUUGUAAGUAAUUCUGCGCAAAGUGCUGUUUCACAAGCAUUACGAACAGUUUCAUCUAUGUCACCCAUCGCUCCCAGACACACUAUGACUCAAGACAAUUCUGGGAUAUCGGAUGCAGUGGUUGAUAUCUCAAUAGCUAGAACUGCUGGAAACUUGCCUCCGUGGCAUCAACACUAUAGAGCUGGUCCAUUAGAGCUUCUUGCUGUUCCUCACAACAAGACGCGUCAGCCAGCAGACAAGAUACCAGAGGAUAUUGCCCCCUCUGUUCACCUCAAUCACCACGAUGUACUAGAUACGAAAUUUCAGCGGCCAAUUACCGCUAAGUAUCUUCCCACCGCGGGGGAAAGUCUUGCCGAGAAUAAUGAGACCUCAUGUAAGGUCCUUAACGCGCAUACACCUCCUGGUAGAAUGUUUCCACAUGCACCCAAUCAAACUCCACCUCCAUAUGCGAUAUCACCGGCUUUGAACAAGGCUGGGAUACAGGAGACUUUAUCGUCCUUCAGCAAUGAUAGUGUAGAUCUCCCUGGCGUCAUAGCACAUGUAGAUAGAGACACGAAAACUGUACCUUUACCCACUGGUGCUGGACAAGUACUGAGCAUAACAAGAACAGUUUUAGCCAAUCGGAUACCAGCACCUGCAGCUAUUCAGCCGAGUUACUUCGAUCGCGCCACAAGUUCUCCAUCUAUUGUACCUUCUGGUAUCAUUCCUGUCAUUUCUAAACCAGAGCUACUACCUAUGAUGCCAUCUGCUAAGUCAGCUCCUUCAAUUGAUCAGCGGGAACUAAAUCCAAAUGAAUCCGCUACAUCACCAGAUAUCGUGGAGAUUGUUUCAGUCAAAAAUUCUUAUAACGAUAAGCAGGAACCAGAGCCGCUGAGUGUUCUCAUUCAAAAAGCCAUACUAAGACAACACAAAGAGAAGCUGGAUAAGGCUCCAGAUAAAAUGACAGAGAUAGCUGCUCGAGCACAACAGAUGAAAAACGCUUAUGAUAUAGAAAACAGAUUGUCUCAACCUGCCAGCGUUUUGACGCCAUGUUUUGGACAAGCGAAUGAGCAUCUCUCGUCGGUUACAUUCUCUAACUCUAACAGGGAAUCUAACUCUAAAACUGAUCAAUCUAUAUCUACGACCCAGACAUCAGCCAAGCCAAAAGUUAGCACGAAGUCUAAGAGAAGAUCAAGCAAAAAGCCCUGCUCCAAAAGAUCCUCUAGUACAGAGAGCAGCUCUUCGUCAUAUUACUAUUCUAGUUAUUCUGAGGAUAGCAAUGAAAAGGUAAAGUGGCUAUCUCUGGGUAAGGACCUUGCCAAUUAUCCUUUAUAUGUAACCAAAUACGCCCCUUGUGGGAAAUGCCAACAUAAGGCUGGGAUAUUAUCAGGUAAUCACCCAAUAGAGUGUGCCUCUGAGGCUUUGAAGCAGGUAGAUGCACAGCCUCCUCCCAGCGACUCACCUUCCUUAGAGCCGCAAUUGAACUAUCUACAUAGAAGCUCUCUUACCAGGAUUGCUCCAAAAGAUAUCACACUGGAAGCAUCACUUCCCUCUGCUCAGCUAGUUGUUCACCAAGCAGCUCCACAACACUCAUACGAAGAUAACUGUACUGGCGAGCCGGUCCAUGCUCAUCAAAUAACACGCCUCCAGCACACUAUAGCGCAGAAAAGAACAUCUGCAAAAGAGUCAGGACCGCAAGCUAAAGAGAUAAUCGUUACAGCUAUCCGUCGCCCUGAAGUAGCCCCUGCCUCUAACACACCAAUUGCUGAUAAUCUGGCCCAUGCAUCUAAUCAUAUUGCACCUACAGUAGAUCUGAAUUAUAACGCUAGCGGCUUUACGAUUCAGGACCCUGAUAGUACAGAUUAUAACGAAGUCCUUUUCGUACUCUCACGAGAGAAGAGUAGUGCAUGUAUUGACAGCACACCUAGCUCCACUCCAUACUCUACGAGGGGGCGGCUUCCUCCACGAACAGUAAAGGACUUGUCACCCCCUAUAUCAACGCCUGCCUACAACUCUGCUUCCAUUCAACAGGAGGUUCCUAACGUUUCAAAAAAGGUUACACCGCAUCAAGCACAGCCCUCUGAAAAGCACUCUAUAGAUAGUCGGGAAGAAGUUCAGGCCAUUCUUGCCCACCCGUUUCGUCCCAGCGGAGCUCCAAUAGUCGCCAAGCCUGUUCCCAAAACGCCUUCUGAUCUCAGCUAUCUCUCGUGCGUAAAUAACAUCAUGGACCUGCACUCUGUCUCCGCUGUCAGUGACACACCAGAGCGUUUUCAGCACUACCACAGCGACUCAUCCAUUAUGGGCGGGUCCUUACAGCAUGCGUCCUCCUAUCUGUCCCCUAACCAACCAUUCUAUAUUGCAGGAGGGUUAUUUACGCCUGACAUGCGGGAAGAAACCUUUUCUAAUCUGGAAGAGGGGGAAAUCCCUCCAACUUACCAGCACAUUCAUGAGAGAUUCCUACCCCCUAGCUACACCUAUGUUUCCCACAAUCCGACUACUAGCUCAAUCCCUUCUGUCGAAGGUGAACAUGAUAUCCCUUCGUUGGUAGAGCUUGCGAACUGUUCCCUGACGCCAGAAGAAGAUCUGGUCCUCGCCAAGGCUAUGGAGGCGCUGAAUAUCUAG